UAGUUAUAGUGGAGGCCAAAGUGGAGUCCACAAUAUAUUGAAUCUACUCGAGCCCAUUCCUUCUGGAGUGAAUAGGUGUCAGGAUGUCAGGGCUUGGGACUAUGAAGUGAUAAAUACCAUUAGUAUGUUUAGGAUCCCUUCAGAAAUUGUUGGAAAGCCUGUCCAAUCCCAAGCCAUAAUUCAUUUUAUUAUUAUUAUUUCAGAAAACUAAGUUAGCAACUCAAAUAGCAAUUUUUAUAUUGCUAUAAACGUAUAUUGUAAUACGUUACAGCUCAGAGAUAGACUAAUUUGAUUCAUACUAGAAGUAGAAUGUCAGCAGGGACGUAUUAAAAGUUGUGAACCGUAAGCACUUUGCAGUUCUUAUUUUGUCAUAGCCUUGAAUCUGAACUGAGGUGUCUGAGGCUGUGAGCAUUUGCUGGUGCUGUGUGCUCUAAUGGCAAAGUAGGUGCGAAGCAUGUUGUGGGUUUUGAUGCGAUCAGGCAAGCUCACUAUUGUGGCCAUAGAUUAGGCUGUGUUGAGGACAAAGGCUACCGUGGAGUUGCUAGUUGCAAUAUGAGUGCAUGCUGGUGGAAGCACCAUGGGAUCAUUGUGCAGGAUGGCUGUUCUUCUGAAGAGGUUGACGCUGCAAACCUCAAUUGGAAGAUGUUUCAGAAAACCCAUUGCGAAGCCAGACCCAGCACAGCUGUCCCUGGCUGCCUCCACCAUGAAGCUCAUGCACCUCACCUUUGCCAAAGGUUUCAGUAGUGCUGGAGAUGCCCACAGUGAGAAGAGACAGAAGAGGAAAGAUGCUUUUACUAACACUGGAAGGAAAAUCAGCGAGCGGAUUAUCCGUGUCCUAGAUGAGAAAGGCAGUGACCUGGGACUGAUGCACCGAGCCGAUGUGAUCAGGCUCAUGGACAAGCAGGACUUGAGGCUGGUGCAGAGGAACACCAGCUCAGAGCCGCCAGAGUACCAGCUCAUGACCGGAGCGCAGAUCCACCAGGAGCGGCUCAAGCUCCGGGAACAGGAAAAGGCCACCCCAAAAGCUGGACCAGCUGUGACAAAGGAACUCAUUUUUUCUUCAAAUAUUGGACAGCAUGAUUUGGACACAAAGAGUAAACAGAUUCAGCAGUGGAUUGAGAAAAAAUACCACGUUCAAGUCACAAUAAAAAAGGGGAAAAAUGCAGACCAGCCAGGGAUUGAGCCGGAUGAGAUAUUUAACCAGAUUCUCCAGACUAUGCCUGGGAUAGCAACCUUCUCAAGCAGACCAAAAGCCAUUAAAGGAGGAACGGCCUCCACGUGUGUUUUUCGUCCCUUAAGCAAGAAAGAAGAGAAGGCAUACAGAGACUCUCAGGAGGCGGAGAGAAGAGACACUCUGAGCAAGGACAACAGAAACACGGAGUCAGACGUUCUGUGUCACUGACUUUAAUAAAAAAAAUCCAGGCUCAUGCAGAA
Messenger RNA from Myodes glareolus (Bank vole), 1434 nucleotides. NCBI's taxonomy places the organism in Eukaryota, Metazoa, Chordata, Mammalia, Rodentia, Cricetidae. The record is from RefSeq and is a predicted model, not a curated record.